UUAUUAUGAAAACCGUCAUGGCUGCGCCCACAUACCGCCAUAGUUGAUUCCAUUUUUGAAAAGUGACAAUUCCAAUUUUGACACGUACCUCUUUAAAAUUCUCCUCGAAACAACAGUCAAUCCUCGGUGAAUCGUCCUGAGAUAAUCAGUGAAAAUAUCAAAGAAUUCRCAUGACAAAAUACCACGAAAAAGAUGACUAAUAGCAAUAUGACGUGAAGUAGGUUACAAGUAGCAGCGGGAGAGGUUGUGUUGUUGCUUGUUUCUGUCCAGUGAGUGUUAAUACAAAAAAGUCACAAGUAAUAAAUUAUUUGCAAGUGGCUUAGAGUAGGACCAUCUCUAUAUCUUCAGUGUUUGUGUUUAAAACUACCCGCCGAGAAUGUCGAAAAAACCGACCACACAGCCGGCCCUUCAUAAGGUCAUUAUGGUUGGAAGCGGGGGCGUCGGCAAAUCAGCCCUAACCCUCCAAUUCAUGUACGACGAAUUCGUCGAGGACUACGAGCCGACCAAAGCAGAUUCUUACCGGAAAAAAAUCCUCCUCGACGGCGAAGACGUCCAGAUUGACAUCCUCGACACUGCUGGUCAGGAAGACUAUGCCGCAAUCAGAGACAACUAUUUCCGAAGCGGCGAGGGCUUUCUAUGUAUCUUCUCCAUCACAGAGGAUGAGAGCUUUCAAGCCACUCAAGAAUUUAGAGAGCAAAUCUUGCGCGUGAAAAACGAUGAAAACAUUCCCUUUUUGUUAGUUGGGAACAAAAGUGACCUUGAAGAGCGGCGAAAAGUCUCGUUUCAAGAAGCCAGCGACAGGGCCAAGCAGUGGGGGGUGCCCUAUGUGGAAACCUCGGCUAAAACGCGGGAGCAUGUCGAUAAGGUUUUCUACGACCUGAUGAGGGAAAUCCGCGCUCGCAAAAUGGAAGAAAACAAAACAAACAACGGUAGAGGCAAAGAUAAAAGUAAAAAGAAGAAAUUGAAAUGUACCAUACUAUAGAGAAUGUCAGAUUGUUAUGCUUAAGAAAUAGUCAUAAUCCGUUUUAUAUGACAUGGAAACUUUGUAUGUAAUAUAUGUAUUUGUAUGUUUGUAUUUCAUAUCAAAUUUUAGUUACAUUUCAUAGGGUUAUGGCACUUGAUUAGCCACCAUUGUACCCUCACUUAUAUUUUUAAUCUUUUGUUAUGAUAGUUGUUAAGAGUGUAAAUGUUCGUAGUUUUAAGAAAUAAUUUAUUUAUGAACUGUUUAUUAUUGUGUAAAACAACUUACAUUUUAUUACACAAUCAUACAUCACCAGUAUUUCUAUGUUUAUUUUUCAGAAAUGUUUUGCACGAUAAUUUCAGUUUUGUUUUGCUUUUAAUGUAAGUUAUCAUAGGAGAAAUACUAUUAUUUAGCAAUUUGUAACUGGAAUAUUAUUUUCGCUACAAAAUAGUCAGAUCUAUAAAUCUACGAGGGAAGUAUAUUUUCAUACUUUUCAUUAAGAAGUUUUCUGUAAAGUGUACUGCCAUCGCAAUAUGUUAUAAUCUUAUAAUAAAAUUUUACUCACAUUGAA
This is a messenger RNA of Tribolium madens (black flour beetle), 1532 nucleotides long. It is a transcript of the gene Rala, whose product is annotated as ras-related protein Ral-a. The record is from RefSeq and is a predicted model, not a curated record. The transcript has 3 exons. Gene Ontology annotation, biological process: Ras protein signal transduction. Lineage: Eukaryota; Metazoa; Arthropoda; Insecta; Coleoptera; Tenebrionidae. Gene Ontology annotation, molecular function: GTPase activity; GDP binding; GTP binding. The coding region runs from base 377 to 982 and encodes 201 amino acids. Gene Ontology annotation, cellular component: plasma membrane.